Trematomus bernacchii (emerald rockcod) is the source of this 1831-nucleotide messenger RNA. RefSeq names its product flotillin 1a (gene flot1a). NCBI's taxonomy places the organism in Eukaryota, Metazoa, Chordata, Actinopteri, Perciformes, Nototheniidae. Gene Ontology annotation, biological process: regulation of receptor internalization; positive regulation of cell-cell adhesion mediated by cadherin; positive regulation of endocytosis. Gene Ontology annotation, cellular component: plasma membrane. Bases 160 to 1434 code for a protein of 424 amino acids. The record is from RefSeq and is a predicted model, not a curated record. The transcript has 13 exons.
GCUUCAUCUCAGCUGCUGUCAAACGCAAAUAAACGUCACCUGGGACUAAAUUACAAUAAUUGUUCCCAAAACAGACCGCUAUUUAUUCCACCAUUAUCACCUUACUCUACAUAAACUACAUCAUUUAUUUUCUAACCGUUUGAAAGAGGAUCAGCCAUCAUGUUCUACACCUGUGGUCCCAACGAGGCUAUGGUGGUGUCCGGGUUUUGUCGUUCUCCUCCACUGAUGAUACCUGGAGGCCGAGUGUUCGUCAUCCCGUGCAUCCAGCAGUUACAGAGGAUUUCUCUGAACACGCUGACUCUGAAUGUGAAGAGCGAUAAAGUGUACACCCGCCAUGGGGUGCCUGUCUCCGUCACCGGGAUAGCCCAGAUGAAGAUCCAGGGUCAGAACAAACAGAUGCUGGCUGCAGCUUGCCAAAUGUUCAUGGGGAAGUCAGAAGCAGAGAUCGCUCAGAUCGCCUUGGAGACGCUGGAGGGACACCAGCGGGCCAUCAUCGCCCACCUGACUGUGGAGGAGAUCUACAAGGACAGGAAGAAGUUCUCUGAGCAGGUUUUUAAGGUGGCCUCCUCUGACCUGGUCAACAUGGGCAUCAGCGUGGUCAGCUACACGCUCAAAGACGUUCACGACGACCAGGAUUAUCUGCAUUCACUGGGGAAGGCUCGAACAGCCCAGGUUCAGAAGGACGCCCGCAUUGGAGAGGCCAAGAACAAGAGAGAUGCUGUGAUCAGGGAGGCUCAUGCGAUGCAGGAGAAAGUCUCAGCUCAGUACAAGAAUGAGAUCGACAUGGCAAAGGCUCAGAGGGACUAUGAGCUGAAGAAGGCAACCUACGACCUGGAGGUGAACACUAAGAAGGCGGAGUCGGAGAUGGCCUACCAGCUGCAGGUCGCCAAGACCAAGCAGCGCAUAGAGGAGGAGAAAAUGCAGGUCCAGGUGGUGGAGCGCACGCAGCAGGUCAUGCUGCAGGAGCAGGAGAUCACCCGUAGGGAGAAGGAGCUGGAGGCCAAGGUGAAGAAACCUGCAGACGCUGAGCGGUACCGCCUGGAGAAGCUGGCUGUAGCUCAGCGUCUCAAGAUGAUCAUGGAGGCGGAGGCUGAAGCCGAGUCCAUCAGGAUGAAAGGUGAAGCCGAGGCGUUUGCGGUGGAGGCCAAAGGUCGCGCUCAGGCGGAGCAGAUGGCCAAGAAAGCAGAGGCCUUCCAACAGUACAAGGAUGGAGCCAUGGUGGACAUGCUGCUGGAGAAACUGCCUCUGAUGGCAGAAGAGAUCAGCCGGCCUCUGUGUGAAGCCAAUAAGAUCACCAUGGUGUCCAGUGGGGGGGGGGAGGUGGGCGCAGCCAAACUGUCAGGAGAGGUGAUGGACAUCAUGGUCCGCCUCCCCGCCGCUGUGGAGAAACUGACCGGAGUCAACAUCUCCCAGGUGACCUCAGGUACCGGCUGAAGAGAAACAGCAGUGUGGUGACCGGACAGAUCCACUCCGGCUCUUUGCAUGAGUCUGCUCACACUAACAGCCUCUCUCCUCUGCUCCCAUUUAGUCUUCAGCUGUGAUUCUGAGUUGUGAAAAUAUCAUAUUUGAUCACCGAUACGUGGCUCUAUGUGAUCUGAAGUACUGUGCUCCUCUGGCUACUGUCACUGUUGUUAUCUCGGUUGUUAUUUUUAUAUAGGCUACUGUUUUUUUUUAAUUACAUUUAGCAUAAUCACAUGACAUUCAAAUUACAAUUCUUCCACAUACUUUAUUUUAAAAACCCAGACUGUGACUUCAUUUACUUUGACUUUACCAGACUUUUAAAUGCUUAGGAACAACACCUUUAACAGAAGUGUCUUUGUAUCCCAUACUU